Messenger RNA from Penicillium soppii, 279 nucleotides. RefSeq lists its product as uncharacterized. The coding region runs from base 1 to 279 and encodes 92 amino acids. Lineage: Eukaryota; Fungi; Ascomycota; Eurotiomycetes; Eurotiales; Aspergillaceae. The record is from RefSeq and is a predicted model, not a curated record. The transcript has a single exon.
AUGCCGCGCUUCACUCAAGCUCAACUGGAAGACGACGAGGGCAAGUUGUUUGCCUAUAGUGAGGAACAUUUCAAGAUGGCCGCACUUAUUGAUAUUUCUCGCCUCGUGUUAGACAAAACCUUCAAACGGCAAAUGAGCAACCGUCAUAAUUGCUUGACAAUGAUUACUGACUUGCAGAGUAGUGUAUACGAAAUUUGGAAUAGCAUGGACUUCGAGCUUACUCGGAUUUAUCGCUGUCCUACUGCUCCCCAUUCCUUGAGUUAUCUUUAUUGGAGGUGA